UCAGUUGCCAACAUGGCUGCUCAGAGAUCAGAGGGUGUUGUAGUGCGCGUUAUAUUUUUAUGUAUAAUCUGGUAUUUAGUUAGUUCAAGUAAUAACGUAGUGGGUAAGACGUUACUUAACGAGUUUCCCUACCCCAUGACGGUGACUAUGGUGCAAUUAAUGUCGAUAGCGCUAUACAGUAGCCCUGUAUUGAGGUGGAUGGGAGUGAGGAGAACUGCAGACAUAAGUUGGAGUUAUUAUAAACGUAUUAUUAUUCCUCUUUCCCUGGGCAAGUUUUUGGCCUCAGUGUUUUCCCAUGUUAGUAUAUGGAGAGUUCCUGUGUCCUACGCCCAUACUGUUAAAGCCACAAUGCCUCUUUUCACUAUUUUACUUGCAAGAAUUUUAUUUGGAGAAAAACAGACAAGUAAGGUAUAUUUAUCAUUAGUUCCAAUCAUCUUGGGAGUAGCCAUUGCCACUAUAACAGAGAUCUCUUUUGACAUGCUUGGACUUGUUUCUGCACUGAUGUCCACAUGUGGCUUCUCACUCCAAAAUAUUUAUUCUAAAAAGGUGUUGACUGACACGGGUAUCCAUCAUCUGAGACUUCUUCACUUACUUGGAUGUUUGGCUCUCUUCAUGUUCCUCCCUGUCUGGGUGUUUACUGAUGGCCUUAGUAUUUUUAACGAUGACACGCUGUUAUUACGAAGAGACCCCGGGGAGACCAUUAUCCUGCUGUUGUUGGAUGGUGGACUCAAUUGGUUGCAGAAUUUUGUGGCCUUCACAAUUUUAAACUACGUCACACCACUCACUUAUGCUGUUGCUAGUGCCACCAAACGUAUCUCAGUUAUAACAAUUUCUCUACUAUUGCUGAGGAAUCCCAUCACGCUUGCAAAUGUUGUUGGCAUGUUCCUGGCUAUUAUAGGAGUCCUGGGGUACAAUAAGGCCAAAUUUGAUGCUAACCAAGCUAAGAAUAAAGCAGCUCUGACACCCCUCAGUGAAGUAACGAGCACCAAGCUGCUCCAGGGAGCAACUGAACUGGAUCGAUCAACUCUGCAGAAUCUCUACCAACCAGUACACAAUGCAAGCCCUCUGCAGGCACCACCUUUCCAUCCAGCAUACGCUUUCAAUCAUAUUGGAUCAACUGGCUUGGGACCUUAUCCCAGGAUGCCAAAUGGCAUUGCAAAUGUUUCCCAUCAGGGUAGUGUUUCUCAGACUGGUACUCAGAAUGGAUAUGCUAACAGUGGAAUCAGCUAUAAAGAACACAAUGCAAGAUCAAAUGGGGGAGUAGCUAAUGUAUGAUUUGUUGAAAGAUUAGUUAAUGAAAAUUUUAUAUUUUUUUACAUGACUCUAGUUAAUUCAUGAAGAUUUAGAUACUAUAGAUCAAAUUUAUUAUUCCUACAAACAAAUAAUAUCCGUGUAAUUGGCAUUUGGAUAUUUAGAAUAUUCAUGAUAAUAGUUUAAAUUUUUGGUGCCUUUUUGUACUUUUCUAGCCCAAAAUUUUUUGUAACAGCAAGUUCAAUAAUUGCCUGAUGUAGUUUGAUUUUCUAUAUUUUCGAUAUUGGGUUAACUUUUCUUGUGUAAAUUCAUAAUUGGUUGCUCUGUGGAGUAUCUUUAACUGUAUUUGCGUUCAUGUGAUGUUUGGGACUCAUUUGAUAUUUGUGAAAGCCAAAGAUGUUUUAAAUUUUUUGUUUUAAUGAAUAUUAGUUUUUUAUAGGGUUUUAAAUAUUUUAAUUUUCAGUAUGGUAUUUAUAAAAAAAAUUAUUUGACUUAAAUAUUGGAAACUCUACAAAACUAACAAGCAAGAGUGACACGAGACACAUUAUUUUAAUUCACUUCAAAUUUUCAUGUACUCCAGUAUGUAUAUAUGUGCUGUAUAUGACUAGUAUAUAGUGCAUAUGAUGGCAUUUUAAUUUACAUACAUGUGCAAGUGUUUUGUUAAAUGCUGUGAUAUAAAAAAAUUCCGUUGUAAUAAAUCACAGAAAGGGUGGGGCACAAAACCAUGGUAAGUCAAGUCUUAAAACUAUCAGGUGCACUGGCCUGGUAGUUGUAAGACUUGCUUGCUGUGAGUUCCAGCCCAACCGAUUCUGUGAUUUGUUUGCAGCCGUGUUGUUACGAUUUUUUGAGUCAUGAUUCCAUUGUGAUAGUUUUUGAGUUAUGGUAAAAUAACCAUCAUGGCCAUGUGCUCAGAGCAUUAUAUAUCGUAUUUUUAAUGUACUGUAGUCUGUAUGCAUGCACAACAACCCCCACACCUAUGCACAUACAUGCACAUGCAGUGACCUCUGGAACCAACUUCAGGUAAACACACUUACACAUAUGCGUACAUGCAUGCACAUUCAUGUAAAUGCGAAUAUGUGGACACACACACACACACACACACACACACACACACACACGGAAUCCAAACCUGAAAAAAUAUGUUAAGAAACUGGAGAAAAGGCAGAAGUGCACAACGAGAUUAGUCCCAGAGCUACAAAAGUGUUACAAUUUUUUUGAAAUGUCCACUGUAAUACCCUCUUUUUCCUCCGAUCAAACAUGAUUGCUAUCCAUAUCCCACAAUGCUGUAUGAGGUCUCUGGGUUUAACCCUUCCUUUCCCAUGAAUGGAAUAAAAAAAAUUAUUUCCAGACAGACACUGGUUUGCUUAAAUUAUAAUUGUCAUCCUUUCAGCUGAUGCUCUUUUCUUAAACACCUUGCAUCCUUUUCCCCUUCACUGUACAUUAUUAUAUGGCCCUUAUCGAUUUAACAACCUAUGUUAACAAAAGAGUACAUGCGCACCCAGAAGUGUAUUUCUCUCAAUAUAUAUAUAUAUAUGUAUGUUGAGUUUACUUUAAUUUUUUUUU
Cherax quadricarinatus is the source of this 2814-nucleotide messenger RNA. RefSeq names its product solute carrier family 35 member E1 homolog. Gene Ontology annotation, molecular function: antiporter activity. Lineage: Eukaryota; Metazoa; Arthropoda; Malacostraca; Decapoda; Parastacidae. Gene Ontology annotation, cellular component: Golgi apparatus. The record is from RefSeq and is a predicted model, not a curated record.